UUGACAGCUGCUCCGGGAAGGACGCUGAGGAAGUGAAUCCAUGAAGUGAAUGAUUUUAUUUUUAGAUAAACUGUAUUAUUUCGUUAUAAUGACACGAGUAAAACUGUGAAGAUUACCCUGGCAUUCAGAAAAACACCAUUUUGGAUUUAGAGAUGGAGACUUUAAUCCCCAUCAUUAACCGGCUGCAGGAGGUCUUCCUCACCGUCGGAGCCGAGGUCAUUCAGCUCCCUCAGAUCGUUGUAGUUGGCUCACAGAGCAGUGGGAAGAGUUCUGUGCUGGAAAGUUUGGUUGGACGAGAUUUUUUACCCCGUGGUUCAGGAAUAGUCACACGGCGCCCUCUAGUGUUACAGCUGGUGAACGUCCCACCACUGGAGGAGCGCCGGAAACAGGAGAACGAAAAUGGGACAAAAGCAAACUCUCAGUGCAGCUUUCCAGGAAUCAAAGCUGAGGAAUGGGGAACCUUCCUUCACUGCAAACACCAGGUUUUUACGGAUUUCACUGAAAUUCGGAAUGAAAUUGAGGAGGAGACUGAACGCACCACUAACAACAAGGGUAUCAGCGCAGAACCCAUCCAUCUGAAGAUUUACUCCCCUAACGUUCUAAACCUCACCUUGGUCGACUUGCCUGGAAUCACCAAGGUGCCAGUAGGUGACCAGCCAGAAGAUAUUGAGACUCAGGUUCAGGAGAUGAUCCUGUCCUUCAUCUCCAACCCUAACUCUCUGAUUCUGUGUGUGUCUCCGGCUAACUCGGACCUGGCCACUUCAGAUGCACUAAAACUGGCCCGUGAGGUCGACCCUGAUGGUCGGAGGACUCUGCUGGUCGUGAGUAAGCUCGAUCUGAUGGAUGCUGGGACGGAUGCGCUGGAGGUUCUGCUUGGCCGCAUCAUCCCCGUCAGGCUCGGCAUCAUCGGGGUGGUCAACAGGAGCCAGCAUGACUUGAACACUCGGAAAAGUGUAGCAGAUGCGUGGCGUGAUGAGCAGGCGUUCCUGCAGCGCCACUAUCCAUCUUUAGCGUCACGCUGUGGCUCACGCUAUCUGGCACGCACGCUGAGCCGUCUGCUCAUGCACCACAUCCGCGACUGCCUGCCUGAGCUAAAGGCACGCGUGACGGCGUUGAGUGCCCAGUACCAGGCGCGGCUGAACAGCUAUGGGCAGCCCGUGGAAGACCACAGCGCCACCCUGCUGCAGAUCGUCACCAAGUUUGCUACAGACUACUGCAACACCAUCGAGGGCACGGCUCGACACAUCCAGACCUCUGAGCUAUGUGGCGGUGCACGGAUCUGUUAUAUAUUCCACGAGACGUUUGGCCGAACCCUGCAGUCCAUCGACCCGCUGGGAGGACUGACCGAGCUGGACAUUCUGACAGCCAUCCGAAAUGCCACGGGUCCACGGCCAGCGUUGUUCGUUCCUGAGGUGAGCUUUGAGCUGCUGGUGAAGAAGCAGAUUAAGAGACUGGAGGAGCCGAGUCUGCGCUGCGUGGAGCUCGUCCAUGAGGAGCUGCAGAGGAUCAUCCAGCACUGCUCGUCCCACAGUACACAGGAACUGUUGCGCUUUCCCAAACUGCAUGACUCAAUAGUGGAGGUGGUGACCAGUUUACUCAGGAAACGUCUUCCAAUCACCAACGAAAUGGUCCAUAAUCUAGUGGCAAUAGAACUUGCAUACGUCAACACUAAGCACCCAGACUUCACAGAUGCUGCACAAGUGUCUGCUUCAGUCAACAGCCAACAGACUGAGUCACUGGAUGGAGGGAAGCGCUGGAAGAAUGAUAAGAUGCCAUCAGAGGAAAAAGGCUCAGUGCCUGGAUUUGGAAGCCCUACCAAAGCAGUCAACCUACUGGACACGGCAGUGCCGAUCUCUCGAAAGCUGAGCGCACGUGAGCAGCGGGACUGCGAGGUCAUCCAGCGCCUCAUCAAGUGCUACUUCCUCAUCGUCCGCAAGAACAUCCAGGACAGUGUGCCCAAAGCGGUGAUGCACUUCCUGGUGAACUUUGUGAAGGAGCGUCUGCAGAGCGAGCUUGUGGGUCAGCUGUACAAGCAGCCUCUGCUGCAGGAGCUGCUUAUUGAGUCUCAGGAAACGGCACAGCAGCGCACUGAGGUCGCCCACAUGCUGGAGGCACUCCAGAAAGCCAACAACAUUAUCUCCGAGAUCCGAGAGACACACUUGUGGUAGCCAAAGCUUCACGGCAGCGACACGUCGAUGAGUGUGUGUGUUUACAUGUUCGUAUAUAUGUGUAUGUUUCAUAUCCGCAUCAAAUAGCUAUUUAAAUGCCUCCCAGAGCACAUGCAUCAAACAUAUGUUUAACCACUCAGUUCUUCAGGUACUUUGUGUUAUUACUGUACAAACACGGCUGUCUUUAAAUGUGUGCGUGUGAGAGAGAGAGAGUGAGAGAGAGAGAGAGACAGAGAACUUGUUCAUCUAUCCUGUAGGUCAAUACAAGAAGUCUGCUUAUUUUUCCCCUGAAUUAAGAGGCAUUCUGAAAAUGCACUGAGCUUGAAGAGAAGCACUUGAGCCGUGGAUGCUUUCUGACGUUCUCAAAAGAAAAUUGCACAACCUUGAAUUGUUUUUCUGAUAGAAUUUCUCAGUAAACACCAGGCAGCUACAACUGCACUCAGAAGGUUUGCAGUGGACCAACCCGUAAUGACGAACACAGAUUAGUCUUUUUUUUUUUUUUUUUUGCUUUUAUGAGUACUGGAGCAUUUAUCAAUCUAAUCCUAAUUUACUGCACCUGUAGCAUAUGUGUGAUUACCACAGAAUUCUGCGAUGUUUUCCUGCACUGAGAAAAAAAAAAGGAAAAACUAAUGGUUGAAAAUAAACGUUUAUUGACCGAGUUCAACAUGUCUGAAGUAAAGCUGUUUUCUGUACUUUUUGUAAGCAGAAUUAUCUGUGGUAAUCACACAUGCACUACAGAUGCGAUAUGUAGAGAUGAAGUCGAAACACUGGAGUAUUCCUUUAAUCGAAGUUCCCUGUUUAAAUCUGUGGUUAAUAUUUUACAGUUUAUUCCUCUCAUACCACAGCAGUUUGCUAAUGAUUACAAUUAUUAAUUUAUUAAUGAACACCACGUCAUACUUUUAAUCCAUUUAUAGUUACCUUUAAAGUCAUGGAACGUCCACGAAACAAGUUAGCGCCUGUUAUAACUUACGUUAUAGCAGCUAUAAACAGUCUUUCCCUCACCAGCCUCUCUGUUUUUCCCCGUCUUGAAGUUAACAAGACAGAAAAAAGCCCCAGAAAAACUACAAACCGCAAACUACUUCAUCCUAAAGACUUUCCCAUGGUGGAAAAAUUACUGACUGUUACCAAGCUCUCACACUGGAGACUGUUAAAUAAACAUGUCCUUACAGAAAACUUCACCAUAUCCAUGAUUAGAUGUUUUUCUUUGUUAAAAAACAAAAUGCUUAUGAAACAGCGUAUGAGCUGUUGCUAUAGAAAUGAUAAUGUUUUAGAACAUUAACACGUUUGACCAAUUAGAAUAGAGAAUUGAACAGCGCUGUGGUGUAAUUAUUACCACACCACUUUGUCCUAAAGAUCUGAACAGAGAUGUAAAACGUUUAAUAACAAACGCCUCAUUUUCACAUUUAGUCUUCAUGCAGAAAUACGAAGCAUUAUUAUUUUGUAAGUGCAGUAUAUACGAUUAUUUGGUGUCAUUGAUAUAGAUGUGAAGGAAUUGAGCGGGUUGUGUAUAGCUGUGUUUGUGUCCAGGUACCUUGUUUAUUUAUGGAAGAAGAAACAGGAAGUAAGACUUAACAGUGAUAUUGGGCGGUGUGAAAAAUAAUGGGUGAUUAAUUAAAAUAAUUUACGAUUAAGAAAUGUGCAUAUCUUUUCUCUUGAGAGUAUGACCAAGAAAGAAAAAGAGCCUAAUCAACAAAGUUUCUUGUGUUAAAUCAGUGUACAUGGACUAAAAAUGGCCAGCCGAACAAAAUGCGACUGAACAAAGGGACAUGAUUAAUAACAGGCCUGAUUAUAGCUGACUGUUUCACUCCACUUUGGUCAGAGAUUUGACGUGUGUUGUUAUUAAUGGCUGAAUAUUUAUUGUGUGAGCGUGAAUGCAGGUUUGUGAGGUUGAGAGAGUUCAUACUGAAGCCAUUCCAUUUAUCUUUUGUGUAGUAAUGCCUUUGUCUAGCUGUUGAGUCACAAACAUAUAAGACUGAUCAGAAGGCUGUAAGGCUCCUUUCACACCUGGUGUUUUUUUUUUCUCCAGAAAAGCGCUGUCCAGAGCUCACGCAACCCAAGUCCUAGCUAGUAUCAGCUAUCUAACUAGCCUAGCUUGCUUUAUUAGAUUUAUUAUUAUCAGUAAUAAUGAUGAGUGUUACUCUGGUGAUAAGGAAGUUGUUUACCUUCAUUCUAACUCUGGAGGCCGAGGCUCAAGAGAAUUUGAGCUGCAUGUGCGACUUGACUGUAUGCAGAAACAGAUGAAGUGGGACGAUACAUCACACACUUAAUUUGAGUUACAUUAGGACAUUCGUUUCAACCAUCUGACCAUAAAUUUCCUUAUAUACGCUCACUGACAAGACAAAGUUUUCACCAAUAUUUUGCUCACCAUGUUUGUUUUUCUUGCUUUACCAUCAACUUGGGAUCUGAUUGAGAUAAAAAAGACGUUUGACAUCAUUUUUCUGGGGGGAAAAAACUGUCUUGCGCCACUUCCCGUAGAUAUCUGAGUAAAUAAACGUAAAUAUUAGUAGAUGUAAAUUAAAUGGUCUGGUGGUUGAGAAAAAACACCUUCUGUGAAAGCAGCCUAAGGCCCUGCUCAUAUGUAUAUGGAUUUUUUUUUUUUUGGGUUGCUGAAACCGAACCUUUUCGAAAAUGGCCUCCAGAGUGGAGAAAUGUUAAAACUCCAUUUCCACUGGUUCCAUGAUUUGGCUGUUUUGUGUUCAUACUGUGUGGAAUCCACUGCGCCAGUGCUACAAACUGCACCAUGAACUUAGAUUUUGGUGAAAGCUUGGCAUUUAAGCGUAAUCUUAAGCAGUAGUUACCUCAUCGUGAGUCCACACACAUGAAUCAUCAGUUUUCAUUUUUGGCCAUGUUGGUGUUUUUUGGCAUCCUUGUUGCUCAAAACGCAGAAUGGUCUAUCGUUUUUGUUUUUUCAUGUAGAUAGAGAUAUUUUUGAAAAUGCUGUUCAUGUGGGGGCAGGAUUAUUUUUUAGUGAAUAUAUCUGUAUACAUGUGGGCGGGGCCUACGAUUAGCAUGACAGUUUAAUACUGAUGUUGCGGUGUAUCAUGUCUUGGGACUACAUGCUUUUCCAUACUGCUUGACGUUUUGGUGUUUUGUCGAUGCGAGAAUAGUCUUGCACCCGAUAGCUGUUAUAGAUUUCGCAAGUGUGUGUUAUUUGCAUUCGGUUGUUCGGAGCGGAAGUAUGGGUGCCGCAUCUCCUGAAGCAUUUAUAUUCAUAAGGUCACAUCUUGGCACUCACAGAUGCUGCACAACUCCAUAUUGAAGCCACUUGCAGAAAGACACGUUGUGCGAAGGUCAGCGUGAAAUGUUGAUCUAUGCGCCAGGAAAUGAAAACAUAAGAAAGACAAAGAGUCAGAGCUAUUCCCUGCCAUCCAGAGAGCGAGCGAGCGUGUGUAUUCUGUGAACCACCACUCUUCCCCAAACUUUAGAGGAUAAAGUCUGUAUUUUAUCUGCACUCGGAAUGUCGAGAGACUGGAGCGACCUUGUUAAAGUGCCGGAGUGUAAUGGAUGGGAAAGAGGUGUCGAGCUGGUGAAUUUUAAUCACCUCUGUUGCAAGCUCAGCACUGAUGAGCUUAUCACUUAACACGCCGAGGUGAAUAACUGCCACUUCUCCACGUCUUCGCUGUAGAACGACGCUCGCUCUCAGCCUUUUCUCAGCAGCUCUUCCUGGCUGUUCAUCCUCUUUGUAGAUGUGUAUUUAUUUUAGUAACAGCUGAGAGCUGAAAUUCUUUUUCUUCCCUUCCAAUGAUGCAACUUGUUGAAAUGUGUUUGCAUGGAUGAAGGGCUGUGUGUGUGUGUGUGUGUGUGUGUGUGUGUGUGAUUUUUAAAAAUAAUUUUAAGAAACAUAUCAUCAUGACAAAAUGUCUGUGAGUUCUUGCCUGCCAUUAUGUUUAUGAUUAUGUCACACAUGCCUACGUACUGGUUUCUGUUUGUAUGUCAUUAAAAGUGAAUGCAAGGUGUCUCUCUCCUCAUUCUCACACAA
Pangasianodon hypophthalmus (striped catfish) is the source of this 6147-nucleotide messenger RNA. RefSeq names its product dynamin-1-like protein. The transcript is spliced from 18 exons. The record is from RefSeq and is a predicted model, not a curated record. Gene Ontology annotation, cellular component: mitochondrion; microtubule; cytoplasm. The coding region runs from base 153 to 2168 and encodes 671 amino acids. Gene Ontology annotation, molecular function: microtubule binding; GTP binding; GTPase activity. Gene Ontology annotation, biological process: mitochondrial fission. Lineage: Eukaryota; Metazoa; Chordata; Actinopteri; Siluriformes; Pangasiidae.